AUGAACGCCCAAGUGUCCUUCCUGGACGGAGAGUUCAGCCUGAUACACAUACCCCGCCACCUGUACUCGGUCUUCCUCGAGCCCAUUCUCCGCAUCCUGCUCCCCCAGCAGGAGAGCUCGGAAGCGGGCCUCGACAACGCAGGCGGCUUCCAGGGCCUCACCGCCGACCACAGGCACGUGCUGCUCAACGUCAGCGUCACGCCCAUAGAGUGCUCCAUCGUCUGCCACCAGUCCUGGGUCGAGCGCGUCUUCCGGCCCUUCCUCGACGCCGCCCUGCCCGCGGACCUGCGCAGGGCCGUCGGCAUCUCGCCGCACCCCUACAUCGCCCUCUGUGUCGUUAGCGCCGGCAUAGACGCCGGCUCCCGCGUCGUGGACCUGACCUCGCCCCUGGCCCUGGCCGGCAUCCCCAUCUUCUUCAUCACGACCUACUUCUGCGACUUCAUCCUCGUGCCCCGCAAGAACCGCGACAGCGUCAUCCAGGCGCUCGGCACGCGCGGCUUCGUCUUCUCCGAGGCCGACUCGUCCUUCACCUCACCCGUCAUGAUGGCCUCGGUGAGGGGCCGCGGCCCGACGACGACGAUGGGCGGCGCCGGCGGCGGCAGCAGCGCGCCCUCGACGCCACCGUCGUCGUCCUCGGCGUCGGCCGCCAUCAGCGACCUGCAGGACCGCACGUUCGAGCUGCUCAAGAGGCAGUCGGUCGCGCCCGAGGCCCGGCGGAGCCUGCACCUCGUCCACUGCUCCGGCCACGAGAUGCACCACGUCGGCGGCGAGAUCUCGUCGCUGCGGCCGAGCCUGAGCCGCGCGCAUACGGGAAGUGGCGGCGGCGGCGGGAACGGCGGCGGGUACCGCCGGCCCGAGCCGACGUGGAUCGAUAACAUCGACCCCAAGCUCUUCGCGUGCCUCGUGGCCGCCUUGGCCUCGCAGCCGGCCUUCCUCUCCGUGACGCUGUCCGCCGAGGACCCGCCCUCGCUGCUCCUCGACCGGGCCCUGCUGCCGCUGUUCGGCGACGCCGUCGUCGGCGACACCGAGACGGACCUCGUCCCCAUCUUCCUGGACCUCGGCGGCCUGCCGCCCGAGACGACGGGGAUCGUGUCGGGCGUCGCGGGCAGGCUCGUGCGCGAGAUGGAGGCCGCCGACACGGUCGAGCUGCUGUACCUCUCGACGGCGCGCGCCGGCACCGUCAUCCUGUCGCAGGACCGCGUCGAGGCCGCCGUCGGCGUGCUGCGGCCGCUGCAGGACAAGGUCUAG
Molecule: messenger RNA, 1248 nt
Organism: Thyridium curvatum
Lineage: Eukaryota; Fungi; Ascomycota; Sordariomycetes; Thyridiales; Thyridiaceae
Exons: 2
Coding region: 1-1248 (415 amino acids)
Biological process (GO): regulation of intracellular signal transduction; cellular response to L-arginine
Cellular component (GO): cytosol
Source: RefSeq, a predicted model, not a curated record